CUAAAGGCUAGAGCUAAUGGUUCCCUGGUUCCUGCUAAUGGGACCACAGAAUGACCUCUACCAUAAGGAACAGUUUUGAGAGUGGAAGAAAUAGGACACCGCUCACUCAUGAGGUCAGUGAUUCAAAUGAAUCUCUCCAAAAUCAAAGAGAGGACCUACAAGGAAAACAUUCAAAACGUGCCCUCCAGAUGAUCCCAGACCACGACGACUCCUCGGCCUUCAGCGACAGUGCUGCCCAAUCCGGGGUCUCCCCAGAGGAUGAGGAAGAGGAGACACCCCAGGAGAGCAAGAUGAAGAAAAGGCUCCUCCCCCAGUCAUGGAGGGGCCUCUUCAGGAAGUGGAGAAAGGGUGAUGACAUCACUGCUUCUCAGCAGGGCUCCGUGGAUGAGAGGAUCCUUCCCAACGGAACCCGGGUCAGCCCCCCCGUUAGCCCCCUGCUGGACCGCAGGUUCGGGGAGCCCGAGGACUCUCUCAGGUCCAGCAGGAGCUCCCGCAAGCCACUGCUAACGGACAGCCCCACAGGGUGCUCCUACCGAGAUGCCCUGUUCCACGACUCCAUCGGGGGGUCGGAGCUGACCAGCAUCCACCCAGCGGAGUACUACGCAGAGAAACUGGAGGUGUACCAGCAGAAGUACUCCUACCUGAAGUCCUGGCCAGGCCUGCUGAGGCUGCUGGCGGGGCUGCAGCUCCUCUUCGGGGGCAUGGUGUUCGCCUGCGUCUGCGCCUACAUCCAGAAGGACAGCGAGUGGUACAACCUCUACGGCUUUAACGCCCCCAGCUACUCCUACAGCGGCUACUACUACCGCGGGCCCAUGACCGCGUUCGUGCUGGCGGUGGCCGGCCUGGCCUGGAUCGUCACGGUCAUCCUGCUGGUGCUGGGUCUCACCAUGUACUACCGCACCAUCCUGCUGGACUCCCACUGGUGGCCCCUGACCGAGGCCGCCCUCAACGUCAGCCUCUUCCUGCUCUACCUGGCCGCAGGUAUCGUCUACAUCAACGACCUGAACCGGGGCGGGAUGUGCUACAUGACGGUGGGUUUUAACCCGCUGGUGUCCACCCUGUGCCGGGUGGAGGGGGGCCAGAUGGCGGGCACGGCCUUCAUCUUCAUCAACAUGCUCCUCUACCUCAUCAGCUUCCUGGUGUGCCUGAAGAUGUGGAGGCACGAGGUGGCACGGAGGUGGAGGGGGAACCCCGAAACUGAGCCCCCACCCCUCCAGCCUCCACACUCCACCAGCACCACCCACAGCAGAUCCAGGAGGAUCACAUUUGAGGAUGAGGAGGAUGGGAAUGUGAUGAAGAGCAGGCAGAUCCCUGUCCCAGAGUCAGGUGACGGCGUGGCCACCCUGAAUAGAGCCAUUCCCACCGGAUAUGUCCCAAAGCCCCGGGUCAUUCCAGACUACAUCAUGAAAUACCCUGAUAUUCACACACCAGAGGAGAGGGAGAAGUACAAAGCGGUCUUUAAUGACCAGUACCAGGAGUACAAGCAAUUGCACAGGGACAUCAGCGCCACCCUGAGGAAAUUCAGUGAACUGGACGCUGCAAUGAGCAGGCUGCUCAACAAAGUGAACAGCCGAGAGGAACAGGAAAGAAUCAAUCAGAUGCUGAAGACAUACAACACGAAAAAGAAUGAACCUGCAUUUUUAGAGAAAAAGGAACGCUGCGAUUACCUGAAGGCCAAACUGAACCAUAUCAAGAGCAGGAUCCAAGAGUUUGACCGGACCGCGAUGGCGAAGAGCGGGCCCUGAGGACACGGACCGAGCGCAAGCGCGCACACGGACUCGUUCUGACUGCACAGCGCUGUCUCUCAUUUUGCCCCUAUAUCGCUGCCUAAGGCCUUUGCUUAGGAACUAGGCUACUUUGA
Megalops cyprinoides (Indo-Pacific tarpon) is the source of this 1861-nucleotide messenger RNA. RefSeq names its product MARVEL domain-containing protein 2-like. The transcript is spliced from 5 exons. The record is from RefSeq and is a predicted model, not a curated record. Gene Ontology annotation, biological process: bicellular tight junction assembly. The coding region runs from base 51 to 1745 and encodes 564 amino acids. Gene Ontology annotation, cellular component: bicellular tight junction; cytoplasmic vesicle; apical plasma membrane. NCBI's taxonomy places the organism in Eukaryota, Metazoa, Chordata, Actinopteri, Elopiformes, Megalopidae.